Molecule: messenger RNA, 680 nt
Organism: Hypanus sabinus (Atlantic stingray)
Lineage: Eukaryota; Metazoa; Chordata; Chondrichthyes; Myliobatiformes; Dasyatidae
Product: large ribosomal subunit protein eL38
Exons: 7
Coding region: 417-629 (70 amino acids)
Biological process (GO): protein-RNA complex assembly; translation
Cellular component (GO): ribosome; cytosolic large ribosomal subunit
Molecular function (GO): structural constituent of ribosome
Source: RefSeq, a predicted model, not a curated record
GUCUGGAUAGUGAGGCGAGCUUGGAGUUUAUUCUCCGCAAUUGCUCAGCUUUAUUCCUUAGUUUUUCCCAGUACGUCUUUUUUUUGUGUGUCUGCCUACCAUAAUCUUCCCCCACCAUCCUUGCAGUACUGUUGCAAUGCCAAAAUAAAACUGACAAGGAGAAUUCAUCGACCAUCUUUUGGAGGAGAGUCUUUAACCACAAAACUGCAUAAAUGUGGGUGGCCCCAGUUUGAAGACAAGGCAGUGAUCCUCAUAUCGAGUUUUUCGUUGUGAGAGUCGCCGUGCGUUUGGACCCUGUGCGGGAGCCGUCGUCGCGCUGUUAAUUCCCGGAUGUAGGGCGGGCCUUCUCUCCGUCUUCCUCUCGGUCGCCGCUCAGCUUCAGGUGCCGUACCUCCACCGCUGGAUCCGCCGUCACCAUGCCUCGUCAUAUUUGUGAAAUCAAAGAUUUCUUGCUAACAGCAAGAAGAAAGGAUGCAAAAUCUGUGAAAAUCAAGAAGAACAAAGAUAAUGUAAAAUUUAAAGUACGGUGCAGUAGGUAUCUGUACACACUAGUCAUCACAGACAAAGAAAAGGCUGAAAAACUCAAACAGUCCUUGCCCCCAGGUUUGGCUGUCAAAGAACUCAAGUGAAGAGCUACAAUUUCAAUGUUCAGAUCUUAUUGAAAUAAAAUGACAAAAGGC